Molecule: messenger RNA, 483 nt
Organism: Penicillium mononematosum
Lineage: Eukaryota; Fungi; Ascomycota; Eurotiomycetes; Eurotiales; Aspergillaceae
Exons: 3
Coding region: 1-483 (160 amino acids)
Source: RefSeq, a predicted model, not a curated record
AUGGGUUACACGCACUACUAUGCCAUCCUUGGCUGGGAUACGCCUGAAUGGGAAAAAGCCUGGGACCAGCUCAUCCAAGAUGUUCCCGAAAUCAUCAAAGAAGCCCGGGUUCCUCUCAGCGGCCCAACCGAUGAUGAAGACAAGAUUACACCGGUGGUUGUAGACUCUGAGGAAGGCAUAUACCUGAAUGGGGUUAGAGGAAAUGCCCACGAACCGUUCAUACUGCGCAAGCCAUGCCACUGGACUUUCUGCAAGACUGCUCUAAAGCCAUAUGAUGUGGUCGUUGCAUCCAUCCUUCUCAGGACUUGGAUGCUGGCACCGAAGAACCUUGAUCUUGGCUCCGAUGGUGGCUAUGAAGACUGGGCCGAUGCGCGUGACCUGUGUGCCACCUUGUGGCCUGAGGAGCCUAUCGAUGCCUUGUGGGCACAUGGUGACGAGGGAAAUAACAUGGAGGCCGAAGGUGAGAGGGACCAGCUCAAUUGA